Molecule: messenger RNA, 1003 nt
Organism: Thalassophryne amazonica
Lineage: Eukaryota; Metazoa; Chordata; Actinopteri; Batrachoidiformes; Batrachoididae
Product: transmembrane protein 205-like
Exons: 4
Coding region: 153-719 (188 amino acids)
Source: RefSeq, a predicted model, not a curated record
UAACGUGUCUUGAAUACAGAGGCUCUGCAGUGGAGCACCAAGUGCCCCCCAGAGAAGGAGACGAGAGGCCACACGGGAUUACAGGCCUUUCAGAACAGUGCUGUUUUUUUACUACAGCAGAACUGGAGCUGAGUGAAGCCCGAGGAGGAAACAUGUCUGCUGACCAGGAGCCCACGUUCACAGUCAAGAUGCUGCAGCUGCUGCUGCUCUCCACCUACUGGGGGAUGCAAAUCUGGGUCACAUUCAUUUCAAGCUUUGUGAUGGACAGCCACCUCACCAGACACACAUACGGUUUCAUUCAGAGUCGGCUGGUGCCCUUCUAUCUCCACUUGGGUGCAGCUUGUGCCUUCUUUAACCUCACCAUCUACGCCAUCUAUCAUCCCAGCGACUUGCUAGAUGAGCGAGAAGCCUUUCAGAUCUUCAUCUUCUUUGUGUCUGUGACGGUGGCGGCCAUUAACGCUCAGUGGUUUGGUCAAAUGGCGUCAGAGAUGAUGGCUGACAUGCACCUUAUGGAGCAGGCGUGCGGCCUGGGCCAGGACAUAGGCCUGUCAUCCAACCGCAAAGCUUAUGCAAAACUGUGCGAGACGGACGUGAAAUACCGCCACCUGAGCAGCCGCCUGUGGCUGUACAGACUGCUGUCAUCCCUCUGUAACCUCUGCUGCAUCUGCUGCAACUUCUACAGCCUUUGCAAUAUGGCUGAAAACCUCGUGGCACUCUAAGAGACUGUGCUGCAGAAGCUCUGAGGUUUUUGUACUAAAGCACUCAGUCAUAUAUAACACAGUGUCACAUUUCCCUCUGUCAUGUGACGAGAAGCGUCAGAUGACGCGUGCUGAGUUUUCUCUCCCCAUCACUUUCGUUUGUUCUCACUAAAGCCAGAGAAAUGGUGUGUGUUUUUCUUUUUUUUUUUGAAUAUAGAGAAUAACAGUUUGACAAUACAAUGUGGAAAAAAAAUUCUACAUUUUAAGUAUAUAAAGGAAACACCUAUAUGGUGGUAGAGUGGCCG